AUGUCCGCUCCAAAUUUCUCCCACCCAAAUCCCAUAGCAAAAAGGAUUCACGAUUCAUACCCACGUUCUCUUCAACAACUCCGCAACACCGAAACCGUCGUCCCUCCCCUUAACCCCUCCAUCACUCGAACCCUCGUCAACGCCCUCCCUUCCUUUUCUCACCCCGACAUCGUCUACGAAGGUCCCGUCUCCCAAACCCCCAAGUCCCAAUGGAAGUUCUAUAACCAAUGGCAAGACCCCUCUACAUCCCUCAUCGUCCUAACCACCAUCAACCCAAAGCUGCUCACCGUCCUCAAAGAUUUCUUCGGAUCCAUCACAGUCCUAAUGCCAGGAGUGAUACCUCAACCACCUAACCAACCUCACCAGUCGACGGAGCUACCGCACCAACCGGGCCAAACAGACCAACGUCCACAACCUCAACAACAUCAACAACCUCGCCGACGAUACUACAAAUGCCGCCCCUCUAUCAAAUCUGUCACGGGUAAACACCACGAACGCAACCCCUCCUCCAACCCCGCCGCGCCCACUAGCUCCAGCAAAGUAUCAGGCGCCGGCAACCAGCCCUACCAGCUCGCGACCGCUCUGCACGGCGCCCACAACCGCAUCUCCUUUUACGGAAACCUACUCUACUUCGAUCCCCGGUUUUGGCAGGAGGGGGGGUUGUUAACCAGAUACAAGACCGUCAUCCUGGUUGCCGUGCAGAGUUUCAUCCAGCUGCCGUCGGACUUUGGACGGCCUGGUGAUCCAGCGUGGAAAGAGCGGGAUUGGGAUGGGGCGUAUCAUAAGUACUUCUAUGGGUAUGGGAAAGAUGAGCGAGCAAAGGGGCCGGUGGAAUAUAGUGUUAUUAUGAUGUAUAAUGUGAACACUAAACAAAGGAAGGUGGUGGUUACGAAGGGGGUGACAGUUAAUGAGGCCUGGGUGAGGCAGGUUAUGUGGAUGUGCGGGUUUGAGGAUGAGGAUGCUUUGCCGGGGAUGGUGGAAGAAGAGGAAGGGGACGACGGAAAGGGAAAAGGGACCAAAGUGAAGGGGAGAAAACCGGUGGGAGAGGAGAUGUUGACGAAGGUGUGGAAUGCAACUACGGAGCACGUGGAUCCUGGGGACUGGCAGGAGGUGGCGGCGGGGGUUUCGAGGCAUGAGUUGAUUAGGGAGGCGUUGGAGGAGUUGAGGGGGGAUGUUGAGGGGUGGUUGUCGCCGUGA
Sordaria macrospora k-hell is the source of this 1197-nucleotide messenger RNA. RefSeq lists its product as uncharacterized. NCBI's taxonomy places the organism in Eukaryota, Fungi, Ascomycota, Sordariomycetes, Sordariales, Sordariaceae. The record is from RefSeq and is a predicted model, not a curated record.